AUGAAUAAGAUUCAAGUCUCGGGUGGACCAUAAUACAUGAAACAAUGGUAAUCGACUAUUAAAAGCUUAUCAUGGACAACAAAAGUUUUGGAUCAAGCUAAUAUUUAUCCGGUCUCUUUAUCCAGGUCUUUGUGACAUUAUCAACAGGUUGGAUGGAAACAUUCCGGUGGCCCAUGAUGAUUUUAAUAGUCACGAUUCAUUCACGACUGUUACCUGUGGUAUGGUCCACCUAAGAUUUGGAUCUUCUUCAUUUAUGUGAUCACGCCUAAAAUGAGCUUUCAAAAUGGAUGGACGGUGUGGAUGUAAGUUACAUGCAUCAAAGUGGGCUCCACAGUUAGGGAUCCACCGACCUCGGUUGAUCCGGGGAUCCACCAAACCGCGACCGUAACAACCUGAUCACCGGCGCCCACCCAUUCGGGCGCGGAUUCAGUCAGGACCUGACCGAGUUCCGUCUGUUGUUUUCCGUGGGGCCCACCUAGAUGUAUGUGUGAUAUAUCCACUCCGUCCAUUCGUUUUUUCAGAUAUUUCUAAUGCAUGAGACUAAAAGUGAAGAAUAUCCAAAUCUCAGGUGGAUCACACCACAGGAAAUAUUGGUGAUUGGACAUUUAAACAUUUUUCGGGCAACCAAAGUUUUAGAUCAAUCUGAUAUUUAUGAUUUAGCUUCAUCCAGGUCUAUGUGUCAUUAUCAACAGGUUAGAUGACAAAUAAACAUAACGGGUACUCAGGAAUUUUUUAAUGGUAGGCAUUCAAUGAUCACUGUUUCCUCUGUUGUGGUCCACCUAAGAUUUUUAUCUGCUUCAUUUUUAGGCACUUCCAUUAAAACGAUAUGUAAAACGGAUGAAGGGUGUGGAUAUACAACACAUACAUCGAGGUGGGUCCCACAAAAGACCUAGACGGAACUCGGUCAUGUCCCGACCAAACCAAUCCGCGCCCCACCCAUUCGCGGUGGGCCCCACUUGAUGCAUGAUCCCAAUCUAAGCAUAAAACCCCACAUCGUCGGAUCCGAUAACCCGAAUCUCCCAAUCAGCAUUCUCCAUUCCCCAUUCCCCGUUCCCAUUUCAUGGAUAUCCAUUUCCUACUGAAAAAUCCUUUUUCAUUUCCCACGUCCAUACAUGGACGUCAUUUUUGAGACAUCCAAAGGCAAAACAUUCAUCAUUGAAGUGGGCUACUUCGACACUGUCUUGGAAAUGAAAGAGAAGAUAGAAAAGUACGAAGGAAUCCCUAUCGACCGCCAAACGCUCGUCUUCAACGGCCAGGCGAUGUCAGACGAUCGCGACACCGAAUUCUACGAAGUUCUACUUGGAUCUCACAUUCAUCUUAUGAUCGAGUCCAAUUCUGAAAAACCCAUCAAGAUCGAAGAACCACCUUCCAAACUGAAUGUCUCAAUCAAGAUUCCGUCGUCCAAGAGACAUUUCGUGCUAGAGGUGGACAUAACGGAUACUGUUAAUCAGCUGAAAGAGAGAAUUCAUGAAUCAGAAGGCAUUCCUGUCAGUCGAUUCGUGCUAUUCGUCGCCGGUGUUGAAUUGCAAGACCAUAGAUCGAUGGGUGAGUAUGGCGUCACGGAGCAUUCGGAAAUCAAUGUGAUUCUUAAGCCGUUACCUCCGCAGUCGGUGGCCGGGCCUGCUUCUAAGAAAUUGAAGUUGAUGGUGCAACCGAAAUGCGGGACUAGGAAGAUACCUGUGGAGGUGAGUGCGUCGGAUAAUGUCGGGGAAUUGAAGAAAGAGCUGCAGAGAUUGCACCACCAGCUCCAUUUCCAUCUUCCUCAAGAAGGGUAUUUCUUCAUUUACAAACAGAAUGUGAUGGAGGACGAACGGACUUUCCGUUGGCACGACGUCCGGCAGGGGGACACCAUAGAGAUAUUCAAUGGAAGUGUAACGGGUGGAUCAUAGAAUUCUGUUUAAUUCGCAGAUGGCGCGUUUGGAUACUCUAUCAAAUUGUAUUGCAAUUUUGAAUGGUUUAAUAAGGGAAAGUAAAUAAAUCGUGAUUUCCUUA
Messenger RNA from Magnolia sinica, 1992 nucleotides. Its product is annotated as polyubiquitin-like. The transcript has a single exon. Gene Ontology annotation, biological process: proteasome-mediated ubiquitin-dependent protein catabolic process. NCBI's taxonomy places the organism in Eukaryota, Viridiplantae, Streptophyta, Magnoliopsida, Magnoliales, Magnoliaceae. Gene Ontology annotation, molecular function: ubiquitin binding; polyubiquitin modification-dependent protein binding; proteasome binding. Gene Ontology annotation, cellular component: cytosol; nucleoplasm. Bases 1113 to 1889 code for a protein of 258 amino acids. The record is from RefSeq and is a predicted model, not a curated record.